Molecule: messenger RNA, 399 nt
Organism: Dacryopinax primogenitus
Lineage: Eukaryota; Fungi; Basidiomycota; Dacrymycetes; Dacrymycetales; Dacrymycetaceae
Exons: 2
Coding region: 1-399 (132 amino acids)
Source: RefSeq, a predicted model, not a curated record
AUGUCUUCUACCACACCUCUUGAUGUUUUCGUCGAAAACCUCCUUGCGGCGAUGUUCUUCGAGACUGACGACGAAAAGGCAAUUCAGGCCUUUGAGGCAGGCCUGAGCGAGGACAUCCGCAUCGAGGUCAACGGGGCCAUCCUGCCACGCCCUGUAUACCUGGGUAUUGUCAAGGGAAUACGCAAGGACAACGUGGCUACCGACCUGGGUAACCCUACCCUAGCUAUGCACGUCGAGGAUGCCGAAAAGCAGACCGGUACGGUCGCUCAAUGCGGCAAGUUCACCCUCAAGAACAAAUCCACGGGGGAAGAGAAGACUUCGUCGGCGGGUACCAUCGCCAAGGUGGAAUUCCGGGAUGGAAAGAGAGUGAUGACCAGCUUGACAGAGGUGAUGUCUUGA